Molecule: messenger RNA, 3124 nt
Organism: Nerophis lumbriciformis (worm pipefish)
Lineage: Eukaryota; Metazoa; Chordata; Actinopteri; Syngnathiformes; Syngnathidae
Source: RefSeq, a predicted model, not a curated record
CCUCUCUCUCCCCACUCUCUCUCUCUCUCUCCCUCCCUCUCCCUCCUCCUCUACUUUCCACGGGCGGAGUGUGUGCGAGUGUGUGCUGUGGAAUCUUUGCAGACGGGAGCGAGCAUCACAACGUUGAUGUGGGCGUGUCGCCGGAGAAGUCAUGGGGCGUGGCCUGGUCCACUUCCUGUUUGUCCUGUGGGCCGCCGCCGCCGCGCAUGCUCAAGUUAACCCAGAAAUGUGUCGCUACCCGCUGGGCAUGAGCGGCGGCCAGAUCCAGGAUGAGGACGUCUCCGCCUCCAGUCAGUGGUCCGAGUCCACCGCCGCUAAGUUUGGGAGACUGGACUCUGACAACGCCGACGGGGACGGAGCCUGGUGUCCCGACAUCUUGUCCCAGUCCCACGGCCUGAAAGACUACCUGCAGGUGGACCUGCGCUCGCUCCACUUCGUCACCCUGGUGGGCACCCAGGGGCGCCACGCUGACGGCAUGGGCAACGAGUUUGCACAGCGCUACCGGAUCAAGUACAGCCGGGACGGCAACAGCUGGCUGGGCUGGAGUGACCGGAAGGGACAGCAGGUCAUAGAGGGGAACCGGAACGCGUACGAUGUGGUGCUGAAGGAUCUGGAGCCGCCGAUGAUUGCGAGAUACGUUCGCUUCAUGCCGCUGACCGACCACUCGUUGAUCGUCUGCAUGAGGGUGGAACUGUACGGCUGCCAGUGGCUCGAUGGUUUGGUGUCCUACAGCAUCCCAGACGGGCACCAGAUGAUCUCCAGAGGUCUGGAGGUCUACCUCAAUGACUCCGUGUACGACGGAGCAUCAGGCCUAAGACUGACCAAGGGUCUGGGCCAGCUGACCGACGGCACCUGGGGUCUGGACGACUUCCUCCACAGUCACAUCUACGCCACGUGGCCGGGCUACGACUACGUGGGCUGGAGCAACCGGAGCUCCCCCAAAGGUUACGUAGAAAUGACCUUCGAGUUCGACCACGUCCGCAACUUCACGUCCAUGAAGGUCCACUGCAACAACAUGUUCAGUCAAGGUGUUCGGAUGUUCCGGCAGGCCACCUGUUACUUCCGCUCCGGCUCACAGUGGGGGGCCGACCCGGUGACCUUCAGGCCGCCUGUGGACUACGUGAGCCAGAGUGCGCGUUUUAUCACCGUGCCGCUCAAGGACCACACCGCCAGCGCCCUCAAAUGCCGUUUCCACUUCAGUGACCUGUGGAUGCUCUUCAGCGAGGUGGCCUUCCAGUCAGGCUCGGCGGUUUACAACACGUCGCUGACGCCUCGCAAGCACGGACACCCGGCAAACGCACUACCAGGGGAGGAUCCCACCCACAAAGUGGACGACAGCAAUACGAGGAUCCUGAUUGGCUGCCUGGUGGCCAUCAUCGCCAUCCUAUCGGCCGUCAUAGUCAUCAUCCUGUGGCGCACGGUGUGGCAGAAGAUGCUGGAGAAGGCGUCACGCCGCAUUCUGGACGAGGAGCUGACGGCACGUCUGGCAGUGCAGACGCAGGCCUUCUCCUUCUCCUUCCGCCACUCCUUGUCCUCCUCCAACUCCACCUCCAACUCCACCUACGAGAGGAUCUUCCCGCUCUGCUCCGACUACCAGGAGCCCUCCCGCCUCAUCCGCAGGCUGCCCGAGUGGGCUCGGUCCACGGAGCACCUGGGACCCGGCGGCUCCUGCGGGGCCCUGGCGGACGGCGGAGCGGACGGCGCCCCGCACUACGCUGAGGCGGACAUCGUCAGCCGCAACCGCUCCGUCACGGCGGUCCACCUCGACCUCUUUGCUGGCCCCGACCCGUCCAUGAGGGAGUUCCCCAGAGACAAGCUCACCUUCAAGGAGAAACUGGGAGAAGGACAGUUUGGAGAGGUGCACUUGUGUGAAGCAGAGGGCAUGCAGGCCUUCUUAGAUGAGGACCCCUCUGCAGAGGAGGAGACCCCCCUGCUGGUGGCUGUGAAGACACUGCCAGAAGACGCCAACAAGAACGCCAGGAAUGACUUCCUGAAGGAGAUCCGCAUCAUGUCCCGCCUGAGGGACCCAAACAUCGUGCGUCUCCUGGCCGUGUGCGUGGACCAGGACCCUCUGUGUAUGAUCACUGAGUACAUGGAGAAUGGAGACCUCAACCAAUUCCUGUGUGGCCUCCGCCUGAAGGAGAGUGAGGAGGCAGCACAAGAGGAGAGGGAAGACAUUAGUAUGGUCAGCUACAAGAAACUGAUGGACAUGGCGGUGCAGAUAGCGUCCGGCAUGAAGUACUUGUCCUCCCUCAACUUUGUGCACCGUGACCUGGCCACACGCAACUGCCUGGUGGGCAAGAACUGCACCAUCAAGAUCGCAGACUUCGGCAUGAGCCGCAACUUGUACCGCGGGGACUACUACCGCAUCCAGGGUCGCGCUGUGCUGCCCAUCCGCUGGAUGUCCUGGGAAAGCAUCCUGCUGGGUAAGUUCACCAUGGCCAGCGACGUGUGGGCGUUCGGCGUGACUCUGUGGGAGAUUCUGACUCUCUGCAAGGAGCAGCCAUAUUCCCACCUCUCCGACGAGCAGGUCAUCGAAAACACGGGCGAGUUCUUCCGGGACCAGGGCAAACAGGUCUACCUGCCUCGGCCGCCGUCCUGCCCUGGCGGCGUGUACGCCGACCUGAUGCUGAGCUGCUGGCGAAGGAACGCCAAGCAGAGGCCCGGCUUUCAGGACGUCCACAGUCAGCUUGUGGGGAGCCUGGCGUAGCAGCGUGCUCUUUUCGGGUGGGAGUCACAUUGAACCCUGCCAGAAGUUAUCCACUUGUUUUAAACUACUUUGCAACAAAGACUUGUAUAUAAAGGUAGGGAAGUGGCACUUGAACUUUACUCUAUGUAUUUAUUUUUGUAUUAUUAUACUACAAUAACAUUACGGUGUGUAUUUAACUUAAAUGGAUAAAGAAACACCAGAAAAGAUGUAUUUGAAGCACUCUACAGCUUACUAUGCCAACAUUCACUUCACAGUGCAAUGAUGCUUUGUUUGACCGGAAAAGAACUCCUAAUAUGGGCAUUGCUGUAAACUCGGCAAUGCUGCCCCCGGCUGUCUAAAGGAGGAAGUGCACCUUACCGUUGAUUUGAACACUAUUCUUAAUUCAUUCAACAUACAUCCCUAUUCAGUGUUUAU